AUGUCUGAUGAGCAAUAUUUUAACAACGGCAGCCAUGCAAACGACAGGAACGACGUCACUGCGAACAGCAACAACAACGCCAAAAAACACGCUGCAAUUCCAAUUGGCGACGUUACAAAGAAGCCAGUCGGUCGAAGCAACACGUUCGCUGCCACCACCAACCACAACGAUCCUCACAACUUCCACCACUUCCCCAUCACCAGGACGACAGGCGCCACCACUCCAGCAAGGAGGUCACGCCCUUUGAGGAGGAGGCGCAAGAACAGUUACAACGAUGAAGCCGAUGAUAGUGAUGACGGACGACUUGAUGAUCACAAUGAUCACAAAAACGCUCCACUGAUCUCACCUAACUGCAUUUAUACUGAAAGGGAAGUUGCCGAUUGUGAAGCAUUCAAUGACAGCCAGACAGCUGUUUCUUGCGACCACGAUUCAUCUGACAACGGGGAGCUCUUGAGUCCACUUCAAACUACUAAAUACGCUGCUGCUGAUGGUAUUUCGGCUGAUGUAGUCGUUGAUGAGGAGAGAAAAAUUACUUUUAAAUCGUACAACAAAUCAGGAAAGCCACCCAGCAAACCCUCAACGCCACCUUCUAUAACAUCACCAAGUUCCUCGGGAAAUAAUGUUAGUGUUGUUUAUAUAAAAUCUGACACCAGCGAUGCUACAGCCGCCGAAUUCAAUAUUCUUGACGAAGGUAUACUUAGGUGUUUCAAUAAAAAACUCGUCAAUGAAUCUACCAACAACAAAACAAUUAACGUCGACAGUUCUCGCGUCCUAAACAACGGUCAGUUCAACGACAAACGUGUAAGUUGUUCGUCUGAGAACGAAGCAUUGAGAAGUUUUGACUUCAUACAUGCAGAGUACAAGGAGCACGCUGCUGUCGCCACCGAGGCUUCCAACAACUAUCAGCAUGCUGGUGUAGUAGACGACAACAAUGCAGCUGGUAGUUCAGACCAGCAACAAGAACCUAUCAUGGUUCAAAAUGUGGUGCUGCUAUCUGAUGACGCAAAUAAAAACAUCGAUGGUUUCAGUCAGGAUUUAGACGUGAAUGAAAAAUGUUUGAGUCGUCAGAUGCUGGAUUGUAUUUCAGUUGAUGCUCCUGACGAUGGCGUCAUUCUGCCAUCCAGCUUACGUGCCUCCAUGAACUCGCGACAUCGAAGAUUCGCCAAAAACGGUCGACUAUCAUCAAAGAGUCACCAGUCGGGCAUCAACCCUGAAUUUGUGGGAGUCAUCAGAGUUGGAUCGGUCAGGGAAAAGUCCAAAAAUUACAACAGCGUGAAGGACAGGGACUUUUUUACCAAGCCUAUCGUUGAAACUAAAUCGGUCAGCAAUCUUUAUGAUGAUAACCUCAACCUCUGUAACAACAUUAAUGUUGAUUGUGAUGCUAAUAAUCACACUAAGAGUCAGGAUAAUAUUUUUGCUGCUGCUGUUCAUGCCGACGACAAGGAGGUGCAGAAAGGAGUUAGUGUCAACACCAUUGCUCAGAUGUUUGAUCAACAUGCUACCAACAGCCACGGCAGAAACAUCGUACACGAUACCAGCUGCAGCAGUAUCAAUUGUGAUGUGAGUAAAAAUAACAUUGGCUCUAAUCAAACCAUUCUUGACAAUGGUUGUCCAAUUCCAAACGCAGCCUCAACAUUUCUGAAUGGUACCACGACUGAUAGUUCAGCUAACAAAGUUGGACCCAAUCUCACGAAAGCAUUUCCAACAACGUCAACUGUUUCACCACAGAUUAGCAAACAAUCCCAACAGUCUGCUACAAAAAAUGCAGAGCAGUCACAACAGAAAUCCACUGCCACGUUGUCUGUUGUUAAGAGAUCAAGCAGUUUGUAUGCUAAAAAUGUCAGUAGAGGAGGAAAUUUUAACAACCAAGUUGAAGCCUCAACUCCAAUCUCUCCCCAAGACAAGUCUCCAAGAAAGUUUCCAGGAAAAAGUUUAAAUGAAUUCAACAAUAAAAAUACCAACAUCGGCAAUCAAACAAUUGUAACAGGUUCCAAGUCUCCACCAUCGUCAACAAGUUUGGACCACAACAACAAUAUCACAAAUGCGUACAAAAAAACAGCAAAUGCAGAGAGAAGAACGGGCAAUUCAAUGAAGCCACACGACGACGUCAACUGCAAUGGCAGCAGAUUCGAAGCAAUCAACAGGAGGUCAAGCACGGAAGUAAGCAGCAGAAGCGGUGGCCACAACACCAACUUCACCACAAACAACAAAAAUAUUAAAAGAUUUGAUGGCUACAACAACCCUGCAACGACAAAUGUUUCCAUGAGCCAUGGAGAGAGCACCUGUAAUGAUCUGAUAGGCGUAGAUAAUUUGUUGCAAGAGUACCAAAAGCAGCAAAAAGAGAUCAACCAUUUGAAGAUGUUAGUUGAGCAAAAAGACUUGAAGAUACAGAAACUGGAGGAGGAGCUCCAAAAGAGUAAAAGCAAAAGAUAUCAAGCAAACUGA
Messenger RNA from Helobdella robusta, 2445 nucleotides. RefSeq lists its product as hypothetical. NCBI's taxonomy places the organism in Eukaryota, Metazoa, Annelida, Clitellata, Rhynchobdellida, Glossiphoniidae. The record is from RefSeq and is a predicted model, not a curated record. Bases 1 to 2445 code for a protein of 814 amino acids. The transcript has 3 exons.